AGACUGACGUUAGCAAAUAUAGGCUGGCGUGGACGAGCGUUGAUCGAUAGUUUUAAAUCGGAACACUACAGGAAAGUUGUAAGACUGUUAAUAUUAAUAUAUCUUCAGAAAUAAAUUAUUACAUAGGUGGCAGCGGCAAACAAAAUAUAAAGAAUAUCUAGCGCUGAAUUACUUCAAGAAAUUGAGAGACUUACCAAGCGUGUUGAGGAACUGGAGAAGACAGAAAACGAUGCGACGCCAUCGUCGAGUUUAAACCUGCCCGUGGUUCAAGUAAAUAAUCAGAAAGCAAAGCCAGAUAACUACUCGGACGGCCCGUGGAACGAGUGGAUUAGUCACUUCAAGCUGUGUGCUCAGAUAAACAACUGGGACGACACACAGUGUUGCCAACAGCUAGCUGUUUCUCUUCGCGGUAGAGCUCAGCGAAUCUACUUGACGCUUCAAGAUAACGAGAAGACGUGUUUUGACGACCUAGUGAACGCACUACAGUCUAGAAUUCAGCCAGACCAACAAAGGAAAAUCAACAAGCUGCCCUUCAAUGCGAGGAAACGAAAACACGGGGAGAACAUUGUAGAUUUAGCAACUAAUCUGCGACAACUCGCUGCACGCCAGUACCAUGAACUGAGACUAGUAAUGCAUAAUAAUGAUAUUGACGUACUCGCAAUUAACGAAACUAGAAUGGAUAGUACUAUACCAAUUGAAUUGAUAUCCCUAUCCGGUUAUACUUGGGUUUCCAAAGACAGAAAUAGAUCUGGUGGUGGUGUUGGCUUUUUCAUACGUGAUACAAUUAAUUUCCAGCUUAGAUCUGACCUUAACGAUCCUAAUAUUGAAAUCUUAACAAUUGAAAUUACCAAAAACAAAAGCAAGCCAUUUCUACUUACCACAUGGUAUAGGCCCCCAAACGACCCUAUCGACACACUUUAUAAAUUUGAAAAUUGCCUUAAAUUGAUUGAUAAUGAAAAUAAAGAAAGCAUUAUUUUAGGUGACGUUAAUUCGGAUAUCCUAAGUAGCAAUCCUUCACAUCUUGUCUCUGAGAUGAAUUUCAUCACUAAUCUUUAUCAAUACGAGCAAUUGAUAAAUGAACCUACAAGAGUCACAAAAGACAAUGCAACUUUGAUUGAUCACUUUUAUACAACAAAACCAGACUUAAUAAUUUCUAGUGGGGUAAGAAUUAUCACUAUUAGUGACCACUACUUAAUUUACGGUAUUCGUAAAUUUUAUACAACCAAGGGAGCCCCGGAAGUUGUAGAAUAUCGGGAUUUCAAGCACUUUAAUGAAAACAAUUUUCUUUUUGAAUUGGAAUCAUUAUCAAGCCUAAAUUUAGACCAUUUAGAUCCCAACAUUUCUUGGUUAACUUGGAAAAAUAAAUUUCUUCAUAUUGUCAAUAAACAUGCACCCUUAAAAAAACGUAGAGUGUCUAAGAAACGUGUACCUUGGUUAACCCGUGAGUUAAAAUAUUAUAAACGCCAAAAAGCAUAUCUUAAACGAAAGGCAACUUUAUCUAACUUAGACGGCGACUGGGCAGCCUAUAAAUCAUUGAAGAAUCAUUAUAAUAGAUUGAUUAAAAGUACAAUGCGUCAACACUAUCAAGAAAAGAUACAUAAUAAUUCAGGUGAUAUUAAGAAAACAUGGAAAAUAAUCAAUGAGGUGAUUAACAAGUCAAAAAAAGCCAAUAAAGUACUACAGCUUAAAAAUGAAAAUAACGAAAUUAUUGAUCAAGCGGAUAUCCCAAAUCAGUUUAACAAAUAUUUCAUUGAAUUAGGGGAUAAUUUAUCUAAUGAUAUACCCUUAUCAACGUCAACUCCCGACAGAUAUUUUACCAAUUUUCAAUGUCCAACUGACACUUUAUCGCACUUUAAAGAGGUAUCAGAGACUGUAAUAUUGAGAUUGCUUUCUAACUUAACUAUAUCCAAGGCAUCCGGUCUGGAUCAAAUUUCGGCUAAAGUUUUAAAAAUUGCAGCACCAUCUAUUGCUCCAUCACUUACUUUAAUUUUUAAUCAAUCAAUCCGCACUGGCAUAUUUCCAUCUGACUGGAAAGUUGCGAGGGUUACACCAAUUUAUAAAUCUGGGGAAAAAUUCUGCAUGUCCAAUUAUAGACCUAUAUCCGUUAUUUCAAUUGUUGCAAGAAUCAUGGAAAAGCUAAUACACAACCAGAUCUAUGAAUAUUUGAUUAAGGAAAAUCUACUAGCAAAUUCCCAACACGGCUUUAGGCCGAACCAUUCAACUCUAACUGCGUUGCUCGAUAUCACAAAUAGAUGGUAUCAGAAUAUGGACAUUGGCCAACUUAAUGGUGUGAUAUUUCUUGAUUUAAAAAAAGCAUUCGAUACUGUUAAUCACGACAUCCUUCUUAGUAAGUUGGCAAUUUAUGGCAUAAGGGGGUCGGCAUUACGCUGGCUCAACUCCUAUUUAACAGGUCGAAUACAAUAUUGCCAAGUGAAUGCCCAUUUAUCUGACCCUCUAUGUGUGACAACGGGUAUACCACAAGGUUCGGCUCUUGGUCCACUCUUGUUCCUAAUUUACAUAAAUGACCUACCUAAUUGUCUGGAACACACUAAAGUCAAUAUGUUUGCCGACGAUACCCAAAUUGAAACGGCGGGUUAUGAUGUUAAUACAAUUGCUGAGGAACUUAAUCAAGAUCUAGAAAACGUUUCAGUUUGGUUGUCGGCAAAUAAACUAACUUUAAACAAAACGAAGACAGAAUACAUGAUAAUAGGUAGUAAGAGAAGAGUCAAUCAUAUUAACAUAACGCCUAAUAUAUUCAUAAAAGACAGAGAAAUUAAUAGAGUCAAAACGAUCAAAUCACUCGGCUUAAUGAUUGACGAAACACUCUCAUGGAAUGCUCAAGUUGAUCAAAUUACAAAAAAGGUUAAUUCAGGUCUCAGUAUCCUUAAAAGAUUGAGAGACAUUCUAGAUUACCAAACACUGAUCAAAAUUUAUUUAUCAAUAAUUCAACCACAUUUCGACUAUUGCUCACAGAUUUGGGGUUGUCUGGGUAAAGUACUAUCUGAUAAACUCCAGAAGCUUCAAAAUAGAGCAUUUCGAAUAAUAACUCGUGAAAACUAUGAUACACGUACAAUCGAUGUUUUGAACAAGGUCGGUUUUCCAAAUCUCGUGACUAGAAGAAAACAUCAUUUAGCCGUCCUAAUGUUCAAAGCCAAACAUAACAUGUUACCAAAUUGCUUAACGGAACUUUUCAUCACCUCAAAUGAAAUACAUAAUUACAAUACAAGACAGAGCGAAUUCAAUUUUGCAUUACCUAAACCUAAAACUAAUUUUAUGAAAAAGUCUUUCGCCUAUCGAGGAGCUGAGACUUGGAAUAAUCUGUCUGCUGACAUAAAAGCUAAAACAAGUAUCUCUACAUUUAAAAAUAGUCUAACUGUAACUGUGUAAUUUGUGUGUAAUUUAGUUAUUAUUAUUAGAUACUGUAGUAUAUGUGUAAUUAGUAUAGCUAUAUACGGCCUAUUGGAAGAUCACCCGUCUUAAUUUUUAUAAAUAUCUUGGUGAAAUAGUACCGUUUUUAAUAAAGUCAUAAAGUCAAAGUCAAGGAUAAGUCGCUUGUCGAGGAGGAACUCGUUGAACAAUUUAUCCGUGCCCUCGACAGUAAGGAACUACGUACGGAGUGAGUCAAAGUGACCCAAAAUCUCUCGAUGAAGCUGUAAAACUAGCGUUACGUCUGGAAAGUAUUCAUUUGGCUGAAAUGAAAAACAACAACACCGCGAAAAUUAACAUGGCGGGAGACGAGCGAGAUACCGCUGGCUUCGACAUGGCGGGCGCGAGAGAUAAACGAGAUACCGCAGGCCUCAACAUGGCGGGCGCGAAAGAGGAAGAUCAAUCAACACCACGAUGGGCGAAAAAGUACUUUGAUCAACAAGCGGAACUGAUGGAUAAAAUGAGUAAAUUUCUUGAACAAACCAAAUACGGCCUCAUACCCAAGACGUCAAAAAGGAAAUAG
Messenger RNA from Paramuricea clavata, 3949 nucleotides. NCBI's taxonomy places the organism in Eukaryota, Metazoa, Cnidaria, Anthozoa, Malacalcyonacea, Plexauridae. The record is from the annotation of a GenBank genome assembly.